AUGGAGACUGGGGGGGGCCAGCGCCAGCAUCGUGUCGUCAUGGUCAGCGAUUUUUUCUAUCCCAACUUUGGUGGCGUGGAGAACCACAUCUAUCAGCUAUCGCAAUGCCUCAUAAACUUGGGCCACAAGGUGGUGGUCGUUACUCACGCCUACGGCAACUGUACGGGAGUACGGUACCUUACAAAUGGUCUCAAGGUGUACUACCUGCCCCGGCUGCCCUUCUACCAGCAAGCCACCUUCCCCACGCUGAUGGGCUGGGCGCGGUUGCUGCGAGUCAUCUGUGUACGGGAGGGUGCCACGCUGGUGCACGGACAUCAGGCGUUUUCCACGAUGGCUCUGGAGGCGUGCAUCAACGCACGCAGCCUGGGACUCAGGGUGGUGUUCACGGACCAUUCUUUGUUCGGAUUCGCUGACCCGGGCUCCAUUGUCCUCAAUAAGGUGCUCAAGGCCGUGCUCUCUGACGUGCACGCCGUCAUAUGCGUGUCGCACACCAGCAAGGAGAACACCGUGCUGAGAGCCUGUCUGCCGCCUUCCUCGGUGUCAGUCAUACCCAACGCCGUGGACGCGUCCCAGUUCCAGCCCAACCCCCGGGCAAUCUGGCCCUCCAACCCUGUCCGUGACGAGAUUGUGCUGGUGGUUCUGUGCCGGCUGGUGUACCGCAAGGGCGUGGACCUGCUGUCGUUGGUGCUGCCGGCGGUGUGCAGCCGCCACGCCAACGUGCGAGUGCUGGUUGGGGGAGACGGUCCCAAGCGCCUGCUGCUGGAGAAGGUCAUUUCGGAUCAUGGCCUGGAGGAGCGGGUGGUGUUGGAGGGGGCGGUGCCGCACGAACGUGCCAGGGACUUCAUGGUUCGAGGCCAUGUGUUUGUAAACGCGAGUUUGACUGAGGCCUUCUGUAUGGCCCUCGUGGAGGCGGCUGCUGCCGGGCUGGUGGUGGUGUCUACGGCAGUGGGGGGCGUGCCGGAGGUUCUGCCGCCUGACAUGAUCGAGCUCGCGGAGCCAACCGCAGAAGGGUUGCUGGCAGCGAUAGAGCGCGCGCUGUUGCGUGUGCCGCAUCAGCGGCCUGCGGCGCAGCAUGAGCGCGUACGGCAUAUGUACGAUUGGAACGACGUGGCGCAGCGCACCGUGAAGGUGUAUGAUGCUGUUGAAGCAUCGACGCGGGACGAUGGUCUCCCAGCGCGGCUGAGACGGUACGCCGCAGCAGGCCGCUGGGUGGGCACCUUCUUCGGUGCCGUGGCGGUGCUUAGCCAGUUGAUGAUGGCCUUCCUGGACUGGUGGCAACCCCGGUAUCUGAUAGACACCGCCCCGGACUGGCCCAGAAGUGCCGGCGGCGAUGAGCGGGAGCGACAGGGGACGUGGGUACAGGAGGCGGACGAGCAGCGCGAGGUGGCGCAGCCAGCUGCUACUGCGCCUUGGGUCCGCACAACACCUAGCAGGCUAGCGGGGGAAACAGGAGUGCUAGUAUCGUUGUACCCCAUGAGAUCGAACAAGAAUAUCAAAAAUCCCACAUUUAUGGACGCCUAUGCUUACAACAACAUAGGCAGAUGUGUUUAA
Molecule: messenger RNA, 1551 nt
Organism: Volvox carteri f. nagariensis
Lineage: Eukaryota; Viridiplantae; Chlorophyta; Chlorophyceae; Chlamydomonadales; Volvocaceae
Exons: 15
Coding region: 1-1551 (516 amino acids)
Biological process (GO): GPI anchor biosynthetic process
Cellular component (GO): glycosylphosphatidylinositol-N-acetylglucosaminyltransferase (GPI-GnT) complex
Molecular function (GO): phosphatidylinositol N-acetylglucosaminyltransferase activity
Source: RefSeq, a predicted model, not a curated record